AUGCAUCUCGCUUGUGUUCUCGCCUUCCUCUCGGCCUCCGCCCUUACCUUGGGCGCACCCAUCGACAGCAACAAUGCCCAGCCUGGGCCAUCGACUGUUGUUGAUGGGGAGAUAGCAAUGGCCAGUCCUCCUUCCAUCAACAACGCCCACGGGGCCAUCGAGAACAUUGAGUCGAUGCCUGAGCCUGAGUCCAUUGACAAGCGCUUUUACUACAAUAACUACACUCCCCUCGAGAAACGCUUCUACUACAAUGACUACAGACCCCUCGAGCGACGCACUUCGAACAUGGGCAUCAACGGUCUCAAGCAGAUGCAACCCGAGUGGGACCCUGCCACUACCAAUAUGGACAUGGACAUGGACGCCCACGACAAGCGCUUCUACUACCAUCAUUACACACCCCUUGAGCGACGCUUCUAUUACAACAAUUACACUCCCCUCGAGCAACGCAAUGUUGAGUCGGAGCCUGAGGCUGAGUCCCUUGACAAGCGCUUCUACUACAACCAUUACACGCCCCUCGAGAAACGCUUCUAUUACAACAAUUACACGCCCCUCGAGCGGCGCAAUGUUGAGUCGGAGCCUGAGGCUGAGUCCCUUGACAAACGCUUCUACUACAACCACUAUCUGCCCGUUGAGGCGCGUGAUAUGGAGUCCAUGGAGAAGCGGUUCUACUAUAACAAUUAUGAACCUCUUGCUCAGUGA
Aspergillus puulaauensis is the source of this 699-nucleotide messenger RNA. RefSeq lists its product as uncharacterized. The transcript has a single exon. The coding region runs from base 1 to 699 and encodes 232 amino acids. The record is from RefSeq and is a predicted model, not a curated record. Lineage: Eukaryota; Fungi; Ascomycota; Eurotiomycetes; Eurotiales; Aspergillaceae.